GGAUGGGACACGCAGCAAGCCCGGGGCGCUUCUUCGGGGUCUACCUGCUCUACUGCCAGAACCCUCGGCAUCGGGGCCGCGUUUACGUGGGAUUCACGGUCAAUCCUGCUCGUCGGGUCCGGCAGCACAACGCCGGUCGCAAGAAAGGUGGCGCCUGGCGGACCAGCGGGCGAGGACCCUGGGACAUGGUGCUAAUCCUUCACGGUUUCCCGUCUGCUGUGGCCGCCCUUCGGUUUGAAUGGGCCUGGCAGCAUCCUCAAGCGUCGCGCCGCCUGACGCACGUGGGGCCGCGCCUGCGCGGCGAGGCCGCCUUCGCCUUCCACCUGCGCGUGCUGGCGCACAUGCUCCGGGCUCCUCCGUGGGCGCGCCUCCCUCUGACCGUGCGCUGGCUGCGGCCCGACUUCCGGCACGACCUCUGCCCGGCGCCACCGCCGCACAUGCCCAUUGCCUUUGGGCCGCCCCCGGCCCGGCCCUCGGUCCAGAAACGGCUCGCGGCGAGGGAGGCCGGCGACGAGCCCCAGCCGGAUCCGGGUGGCCAGCCCAGCUGCUCUCUGUGUGCGCGCGCGCUGCAGGAUGAAGAGGGCCCCCUGUGCUGCCCGCACCCCGGCUGUACCCUAAGGGCCCACAUCAUCUGCCUGGCUGAGGAGUUCCUGCAGGAGGAGCCCGGGCAGCUGCUGCCCCUGGAGGGCCGGUGUCCUAGCUGUAGGAAGUCAGUCCUCUGGGGACACCUGGUUGGGCAGUGCCGCGUGGACACCGAGGAGGAAGAGGAUUUGGAAUUAGAGGAGGAACACUGGACAGACUUGCUGGAGACCUGAUCCUAAGCGCCCCCGACUUUCACCCCGUGCCUCUUCUGCGCCCUCUUCAGUGGUGGGCAGCUUUUACCUGAGCACAAUAAAAUGGCUGAGUUAAGGA
Molecule: messenger RNA, 912 nt
Organism: Psammomys obesus (fat sand rat)
Lineage: Eukaryota; Metazoa; Chordata; Mammalia; Rodentia; Muridae
Gene: Slx1a
Product: SLX1 homolog A, structure-specific endonuclease subunit
Exons: 6
Coding region: 3-815 (270 amino acids)
Biological process (GO): double-strand break repair via homologous recombination
Cellular component (GO): Slx1-Slx4 complex
Molecular function (GO): 5'-flap endonuclease activity; crossover junction DNA endonuclease activity
Source: RefSeq, a predicted model, not a curated record